Messenger RNA from Vigna unguiculata (cowpea), 1402 nucleotides. RefSeq names its product nuclear transcription factor Y subunit A-9-like. NCBI's taxonomy places the organism in Eukaryota, Viridiplantae, Streptophyta, Magnoliopsida, Fabales, Fabaceae. The record is from RefSeq and is a predicted model, not a curated record. Gene Ontology annotation, biological process: regulation of DNA-templated transcription. Gene Ontology annotation, molecular function: DNA binding; DNA-binding transcription factor activity. Gene Ontology annotation, cellular component: CCAAT-binding factor complex.
CUUCAUGAUUGAUGUUUGGAAAAUUUUGUUUUCAGCGUGUGUUAGGUUGGGAAGAAACCAUGGGGAAGGAAAUUUUGAUUUUUGAGUUUUCAAUGAAAAGGGGUAGUCAAUAGCAUUACUUUUUGUUUUUCCUUUUACAGUAUAGGAUUCCAUGCUAGGUACAAUCCCUAAUCAAGAACAACAGAACUUGAUAAAGCUCAAGUCUUUCUGGAUUUUGAGAGGAGGGGAAAAUUUGUUCUAAGAUGCCAGGAAAACCUGACACUGAUGAUUACGGUGAGCAGAUCCAGUUUCAUCCUUGGUGGCGCGCAGUUGGGGAAAAUGCCUCCAAAUCUUCUUCAGCUGAUCAGUUAAAUGGUUCUCCUUCACUGCCUGGAACUGAUAAGACUGGUGGUAAAGAGUACCAAAACAUCAAACAUGACUUGACUUCAAUCUCAUUUACCAUGGACAAAUACCUUGCUCCCACUCCUCACACAGAAUUUGUUGGUCACUCAGUUGUUUUAACAUCUCCUUAUUCAGAUGCACAGUAUGGUCAAAUAUUGACAACUUAUGGCCAACAAGUUAUGAUAAACCCUCCAUUGUAUGGAAUGCAUCAAGCUAGAAUGCCUUUGCCACUUGAAAUGGAAGAGGAACCUGUUUAUGUCAAUGCAAAGCAGUAUCAUGGUAUUUUGCGGCGAAGACAGUCACGUGCUAAGGCCGAGCUCGAAAAGAAAGUAAUCAGAAACAGAAAGCCAUACCUGCAUGAAUCGCGUCAUCUGCACGCCAUGAGAAGGGCAAGAGGCAAUGGUGGUCGAUUUCUGAACACAAAGAAGCUUGAAAAUAAGAGUUCUAGUGUCACUUCUGAGAAAGGCAACAAUAGUGGUGCAAACCUGUCAGCAAACUCGUUUAACACUCUGCAUAGGCUCACCAACAAUGAGAAUCUAGGCUCAUCAAACAUGGUUCAGGACAUGCACAGAGUGCAGAGUUUGAACAAUGGUUACCAUAAUGGAAAUGGUCUUACAGCACUGUACCUUUCACAAGUGAAUGGAAAAAAGGAGGGAGGAGACUACUUUGGUAAAGAGAGAGACCCUCUUGGGGCUUUCAAAUAGCACUUCCCUCUGCCAUACAGCAACAGUUAGGUGAAGAAGGGCUUAAUCUCAUCCAACUUAUGAUGCUGUGUUGAAGGCAAAUCAUUCUUGGCUCAGUUAAGUGGUGAGACCAGUGUCAUGGUGUACUCUAUUCCUUCUUUGGUCUCUCCCUUUGCUUUUGUUUUCUCUUUGCAUCUCCAUUUGUUAAUGGGAUGACAAAGAAAAAGAAAAAAAUCACUUUGGUUUCAGAACUCUUUUAUGCUUCAAACUAUGUGACAGUUGAUUAAACUGUGAAGUGAUUUAAGACAUAUAUGCUGCACAAAACCUUAAAAACUUUA